AUGCCCGGGGAGAUGGGCUCGGACAGCAGGUGCUCGUCGUGCCCAAAACCCGCUACUCAGGGGGGUGGCUAUAUCAACAGAUGGAAAGCAGGCCCGUCAUUGCGAGCAGCCUUGAAGGAGUCCGAUGGUGCUCUGCUGCAACAGGUCACGGAGACACAGUCGCAACGGGCUUCGCCUUUUGAAGUGCGCGUAUGCACCAGGAUGGGAUGUGGCGAGACCAUACCCCCGUCUUUCCCGCCAAGCGUGACACUUUGCGAUCAGUGUUUGCCAAUCGCCCGGAAGGCAGCUGAAGAGUCCCUCGCCAAGUUACAGGACAAGCGAAGAGCGUCCUCCUCUUCGUCUACUCCCCCGUGCCGUCCGCCACCCAUAUCCAUCCCAUCAGUCCCCGAUAUCCCUACAGUUGCCAUCCACAGGCGAAUACUGCCUGCUCCACCACCAAUAGUCAAGGUCGAAUCCGACGUGCAGGAUGCCACAGAUGAAAUGGAUUUGGAUGAAUCGUUGGAACUCGAGUAUCCUGAUGAAGACGUUGAAAUGAAAGUUGAGCCUCCUACUGAGAAGCAGGAAACUGCUGUGGCGUUGUGUUCAGCGCCACUCAGCGUCGACGAGAAGGAGGUCUCAAUACCGCUCCCUCCUCCGCCAAUAUUGCCGCGUCCGCCACCUAUGCAGUCGCUGACGAAGCCGCCUCCUGUGAUCCAGCCCCCGCCAAUGCUUAUGCCACAAUCCGGCUCUUCGCCCGCAGCGAUGUUUAUGCCAGCGCAGAUGCUCCGCCCCUGCGUGAACAGCAUUAAGGGUUGUCGAGGAAUCGUCCAGCCCGGGUCGAUGGCGCGACGUUGCAUGAGUUGCGUGUCAGCCGACUGGCAGCGUAUGAGAGCCGCACGGCCGAUUGCCAGGCCAGCCGCGGUGUCGGCGACAGCUACGGUGGCUGCGCCUCGAGCCGAGCCAGUACCCAUUCCCAAGCCAGGGCCCUCUGCGCCCCAACCUCUACAGCAAACGGCCACGGAAAUUGAGCAACCCAGUGCAAAGCGCAAGAAAGUAACCUGGGCCGAUCUUGAGGAGUCGGACGACGAGCCGUUGGCUCUUUCGUCGAAUAGGAGCAAGGGGAAACAGCCGGAGAGGCAAAUUGAACUAAGCAGCCCGCCUGCAUGCUCGAGCAGCAGUUCACCCUCAGGACCCGCAAUCAAGAUACCUCCGACUCCGCCACCAGCGACGGACAGUGACAGCGACAGCGAUACACCGCUGUCAACACGGGCCGCGAACGGAGCCUCACCACCACGACCUGCUGGCCGUGGUCGCGUGCUGUCCUGGCCGCCUCCAGGGCAGCAUGCACCAAGUGAGAGCGAGGACAGCGAUGUGGAGGUGCCGCUUUCUUCGAUAGCGAGGACGAAACCGGGUCCGUUAUCGAAGACGGGGCCAGCGGCGGCGAAGACGAAACCUCCAUUAUUUUCGAAGACAAGGUCGUUGGUUUUGAAGUUGGGUAAGCCGGGAUCAGCCUCUGCUAAGCCGCCAUCGUCUGCAGCAGAUCCUUCGGGUAUAUCGCCGUCUAGUGAAUCUCCACCUUCGCCGACGAAGGCGGCUUCCUCAUCGCCGUCGUCGCCUACUGUGAAGCGCCCUUCAAUACCUUUGCCACGUCGCAGGGUUUCCGCGCCGCUUGCUCCAGCAUCACCGUGCCCCAAGCAAGCAAACUCAGCGCUCGCCCAAGCCACAUCAUCUGCUUCGACUGCGCAGCCGUCGACGCCAGCAGCGAUAUCGUCGUCCACAGCAAUGUCUUCGUCGUCCGGUUCUGCACAGGCGCCGAUUGACGCACCCUCGUCCGCAAUACCUGCAUCUUCGUUUGCACCACUCCAGCUUCCAGCCAUCUCUCAUCCGAUACCCAAGAUCCAGCCUUCGUCCACCACCACGUCACCCGAACGCCCUGCUGCUGUCGAUCAUGACAGUGACAGCGACCUGACCGACCUUUCCGACCUCGAAGCUGCACUGUUGAGCGACGAUAGUGAUGAUGAACCAUCUGCGCAGCGGCUUACGGGCCUCAAGAUUCGUAUACCCGCGCGACCACCCCCUGAGAGCGUGCCCGCUCCAGCGCCAAUAGCGGGACCUACAAAGCCCUGUCGGAUCUGCAAGCAGUCUAUGCCCCUCGAGAAUAGGUGGAAGUGCUGCGAGGCAUGUCGGGAACGUACGCGUCUGUACCAGCGCGCGCGACAGAACGGUGAGGUCGAGCCGCAGCGGCGAAAUCUAAACGCGGAGCUCGCCGCCGUCGACCGUAUACUCGGCGACGCCUCGCGCGUCGUCGUUGGCUCGCGCAAGUGUACGAUGCGCUUCUGCAUGCACAUCCUGCCGCCCGCGGGCGAGUACAAGUACAAGAUGUGCGCGUCGUGUCGGUCGUAUGUGCGUUCGACGAAGAAGGCGACGCAUGGGGGGAAGGAGAAUGGCGUGGAGGAGCAUCCGAAGAAGCAAUUCCGCGCGGAGGACAAUGAGCGGCUGGAGCCAACACCACCGGGACGCUGCGUGAGCUUGGAUUGCGGGAUGGUCGUCUCCCCGCCGGCAACCAAGUGCGAACAAUGUACUUUCCGCGAUGAGCAUCCAGGGCAGCCACGGAAGAUGGAGUCGGUAUACCAGCAGCGCAAGAUGAAGCAGCACUUGCCACCUCCCCGCCUGCCUACUCCUUACCCCGAAUUCCCGACAUUCAUGCUCCUUCUUGUCGAGUUCUACACCCGCCUGCGCGACUUUCUUGAGACGCAGGCGCGCUAUCUUGUUCUCUCCAAUAUGGCCGGCCGUCAUCACGAGAGCCCGUCCAUGUUCGCGUUCGACGGCGAGUAUUCGGUAAUCGCGAUGGACUACGACGUGCUCGGGCGCAAGGAGGCUGUUGUACAACAUGCGCGGGUGUUGAAGGACGAGAUUGAGUGCGCGGGGAGGCUGAAGUUUGGGCCCACGAUGUGGGUAUCACAGGUCGAGCAUGGUGUCGUCGCGCGCUUCGCGUGCGAUCACGAGGUCCUGAUUCACGUCGCGGCGACGGGGGAGAAGGACCAGCAGGCAGCGGCGCCCUUGCACAAGAUCAUGCGAGGGGAGCUGGAGAUUGCGAUCAUGGCGGACGGGUCGCAUCGCUUCUUCCCUGGACAGCGUACGGUUAUACGCUUCCGGCUGGUGGGCUGAAGCCCAGCAGCUCACUGAACGACUACGAGGGUCUUUCGUUCGACCAUAUGGCACCGCAUACGGAGCCGUAGCUUGCACAUAUAUAUGCACGCGUUACAAACACCAUUUCAGGCAUGUACUUACUUCAAAUGUUGUUCAUCUAUUGCCGCCACCGCGGUCUUCUUGCC
Schizophyllum commune H4-8 is the source of this 3314-nucleotide messenger RNA. RefSeq lists its product as uncharacterized. The record is from RefSeq and is a predicted model, not a curated record. Gene Ontology annotation, molecular function: microtubule binding; actin binding. Gene Ontology annotation, cellular component: cytoplasm; actin filament. The transcript has 12 exons. Lineage: Eukaryota; Fungi; Basidiomycota; Agaricomycetes; Agaricales; Schizophyllaceae. Gene Ontology annotation, biological process: actin filament polymerization. Bases 1 to 3147 code for a protein of 1048 amino acids.